UCAGUUUAGUUCAGCAGACAGAAAAUAAAGUUGUAUGUCUUUUAAAUGAUACAACAGGUAUGAUCAUGGUGUCUCUGUGCACUCAGUGAAGUCUGGGUUGUAAUAAAUCGAGUUAUAAUGGGUUGUAAACAAAAACAAUUAGAGCAGGAUGAGUUAUGGGCUGGGCAGAUUGUCUUUCUGGGCCAGACUGCGUGAAUAACCUUUACCCACACAGCUCCAUAGGAACAGGGGAGGAGGAGGCAUUAGCAUGAGCAGCUUUUGUGGUGAAAACAGCCUCAGACGAGAGGAAAGACCCCGGGGCUGAACACGCCCUGUCAGAAUGACGACCUGCUGCCUGACUCCCUGUGAGAACAGUAACGCUCUGACUUGGCUUUUGUGUCCAAACCCUGUUCAUGUGGAGACUUCAGUGAAAGUUCUGGGUGAGGAGGCUCAGGAGAGGAAGUGUUCACUAGCUGAAACUUUUCUUCAGCACAUUCACGGAGAACAAUGCAUUCAAGUGCUUAUGCAGCUACUAAAUUCUCAGGACGCAUGGCUGUGCAGUAUGGCGGUUUAUAUCUUUGGGGUGCUUUUGGAGAAUGAAGACAUGGUGCAGAAGCUUCAGGAGUGGACUCAUGGGGACAACGGUCUCUGCUGGGCCUUAGGACAACUCCUGGAGAAAGAUGAGCAUGACGUGGUCUUAAAUGCGGCUGGUGCCAUUGCAUCACUGGUUGAGACCCCCUCGGGACGUCAGUGGCUGCUUCAAGACAGUUCAGUGUUCAGUCAAGUCCUUGAGAACGUGACAUGUCUCCUCAUUCACGAAAGAGAGAAUGCAGUUAACUCAGCUGCUCUUAUUCUGGCCUGGCUGUCUCUGUGCGAGACGGCGUGCCAAAAGCUUCUUUCUCAUUCCUCAGCUUCUAAAAUCCUAAGCCGCCUAGCACACUGUCUCGCCUACAGCCACAAAGACACUGCAAUGAAUGCAGCUUUCACUAUUGGCCGCUUGUGUGGAAGCGAACAGGGCAAAAGGGUCAUCCUGGCUAAAGCUCAAGACUACAGGCUGGCAAACAGCCUUCAAACUUUACUAUCGAAUGGAGCAGGUCCAGAGGCAGGACAAGCUGCCUGCUUUGCUUUGAGCUGUUUGGCUUCUGAAGAUGAUGGACAUACUCUGCUGAUGGAGAAUUCCUCUUGUCCAGAGUUACUGAAUGGUCUUCUGAGCUUAUUGAAGAGUGCGGACCCAGACAGUACUUGGUUUGCUGCUAUGACUUUAAGAGUGUUUGUGUCUCGACCAUCAGGAGUGAUUCGAGUUAGAGAACACAGCUAUUUGGAGGAGCAGCUAAAGUACCUGUCUCUCCUUUCAUCCACGGGUCGGGAGCUGCAGGAAGAGAUCAGCGCUUGCCUGAGAAAACUGAGACGCCUUCCCAAACCAUCUCCUAUAACGGUCCAGCACCUUUGCUCGGGGGCCUGCAUUGCAUCAUGGGAGAGACAGGAGCCUGAGAGCGGCCUUGAAGUCACAUAUAGUCUUUUUGAUGGAGACACUGUGUUGUACUGUGGCCUGCAGUGUCAGGUGACUUUGCCUUAUUCCCACCUCCGAUAUAAGCAGUGCCUGUCUCUACGCCUCAACCUGUCCACCUCAGACGGCGAUGUCAGUCCCUUUAGUGACCUUGUGGAAAUGACAGUGGAGAGGCCAAACCUUAGACCUGGAACUCCAGAGGCUCUGCGUGUGAUUGGCUGCACAGACACUCAGGUUCACUUAAGCUGGAUGGAGCCAAAUGGAGAAAUCAAGCCUAAAUCAUUCCAAGUCUACUGUGAUGAUGUAUUGGUGGAAACCGCUACUGAGCUUGGAACUACAGUGAGCUGUCUGUCUCCCAGCACUACCUAUACGUUAAGUGUAUGUGCACUGGGUCCCGGAGACACGGCAGGUCCUCGCUCCAGCAUUGCAGUACAGACUGAUGAAUGUUACGAUCACGCACCCAGAGGCCUGACGGUGGCUGUCCAGGGAAGACACGAGCUCCACAUCAGCUGGGGUGCUCCAGUAGCACCACUGGGGCGUAUCUUCAACUAUGAGCUGCGUCUGAACGGCUUUGUGGUUUAUUUGGGGACGGAGAGGGCGCAUACGGCCCGUCGGCUCACUGCUAACACAGCCUACACCUGCACAGUAACAGCCAUCACCUCUAGAGGACGCUGCCAGAGCAGGCCAGUCACCAAAAGGACAGCAAAAGAUGGAUAUAUGAAUGUAAACAGGUCUCUCUAUUCUCCCAGUCGUCAGCCCAUAUCACAUCCUUUACCAUCACCUCCUGACACAGAGGUGAACGAAGUCAAAUCCAAGGCCAGGAAGUCAUUAUUACACAAACGGCCACCCAACGUCCAGCUGACAGUUCCCCAUCACACAGACCCUGACCUCAGAAAAGACAGGCACAGGCUGCCCUCUGUUUCAGUGCCCUCCCACAACACUGAGAAAAGCAAAUCUAACCUGAUGUCAGAGGAACAGGGCCUUGUCAGUAAAUUGGAUGUCAAAGCAAUGUGGAAUCGUGCCAGAGAUGCUUCGGAUGCGGCAGCUUUUCCAGUGAAUGCUUCUGAUUGCCCCGUGGUGCUACGCCAAGAACGCCAUGAACGUACACAGCGAUCCCAGCAAUUGUCAGAUUCUGCACUGGACCUCUCAAACUCCAGAUCAAAGAUUAGCCCAGAUGUGCUUUGGGGGUCUGGCAGGUUAGAAUCAGACAUGAGGAGACUGCCUGUCAUCAGCCAGCCGAUUACUGGAAGUGUGAGGCUGCUCCAGCCUAUCUCUUAUCACUGGCCUGAUCUAGAGCGGACAGAGCAGCACCACAAAAAAUCACACAGAAACAGGCUUGGAGCUGGGUCAAGAUUGCACAGUCAGUUAAAGGGACGACAGUACCUUACAUCGUCCUGGACAAAGACAUAGUUGAACAGUAUGGAGUUAUUACUGGAGGUUUGUAUGUGAUGUUUCAGCCAGGAGAACAAAAAUCUGUGUUGUUUUUUUUCCAGUAAAAUACUGUACGUCGUGUAUGUCAAGUACUGCUUUUUGAUUAAGUGAAAUCUUUGUUUUCAUGUUUCCAAAUAAAUGACAAU
Astyanax mexicanus (Mexican tetra) is the source of this 3063-nucleotide messenger RNA. RefSeq lists its product as uncharacterized. NCBI's taxonomy places the organism in Eukaryota, Metazoa, Chordata, Actinopteri, Characiformes, Acestrorhamphidae. The coding region runs from base 320 to 2896 and encodes 858 amino acids. Gene Ontology annotation, cellular component: neuron projection. The record is from RefSeq and is a predicted model, not a curated record. The transcript is spliced from 16 exons. Gene Ontology annotation, molecular function: transmembrane-ephrin receptor activity; protein binding. Gene Ontology annotation, biological process: axon guidance.